Messenger RNA from Musa acuminata AAA Group (dessert banana), 1498 nucleotides. Its product is annotated as homeotic protein knotted-1-like. Gene Ontology annotation, biological process: regulation of transcription by RNA polymerase II. Lineage: Eukaryota; Viridiplantae; Streptophyta; Magnoliopsida; Zingiberales; Musaceae. Bases 160 to 1248 code for a protein of 362 amino acids. Gene Ontology annotation, cellular component: nucleus. The record is from RefSeq and is a predicted model, not a curated record. The transcript is spliced from 5 exons. Gene Ontology annotation, molecular function: RNA polymerase II cis-regulatory region sequence-specific DNA binding; DNA-binding transcription factor activity, RNA polymerase II-specific.
CUCCACUCUUCCCCAUCUCUUCCCCCAACCCCCCCCUCUGAUCCAUCGAACUCCUGGUUCUUAUGAUAAUAAGCCUGGGAAAUAAUCUUUUUGCACCCACGUAUCCUAUCUUCGCAGCUUCCAUUUUUUCUUACUUUCGAUAGGUUUGAGUAUUAGAGAAUGGAAGAAUUGCCUCACCUUGGUGAUGGUAGUAGUAGCGCUGGCAGCUCAAGGGGGGCUUUCCUAUACCUCCCCUCAUCGGCUGUCGCCACCACCACCACUACAUCAGCUCCUCCGCCGCCGAGGUCAGCCGUGUACGAGCAGAGCUACUACUAUUACCCGACCUCUCAUCCUUACUUCCAUACGCCACCACCUAAGACUGAAGCAGGCUCAUCUCAGUUUCAAACGAGUAGAGUGGAAACACUAAGUCAAGGAGUGAUCUCCCAAAGUGAUAUAGAAGAGAUCAAGGCAAGGAUCAUGUCACACCCUCGGUAUUCCACGCUCCUCGGCGCCUUUGUGGACUGCCAAAAGGUGGGAGCGCCACCAGAGGUGGUGGAGAGGCUCUCAGCCAUAACGCAUGAGCUCGCGUCGCGCCCGAGGUUUCACAGCGGCAGUUAUCCCGAUCCGGAGCUCGACCAGUUCAUGGAGUCAUACUGUGAGAUGCUCAUCAAGUACAGGGAAGAACUAACGAGACCCUUGCAAGAGGCCACAGACUUCCUCAAGAAGAUGGAGUCACAGUUCAAUGCGCUCACCAACACUUCCACUCGAGGCAUCUUUUCCUCUGGUAUACCGAAGGAUGAGAAAUGUGGUGGUGGUGGUGUUGAUUCCUCGACGGAAGAGGAGCAGGACGCCAGUGGGGGAGAGGCCGAGCUUCGGGAGAUCGAUCCGCAUGCGGAGGACAAAGAGCUGAAGCACCACCUUUUGAAGAAGUACGGUAGCUACCUGAGCAGCCUCAGGCAACAGCUAUCCAAGAAGAAGAAGAAAGAGAAGCUGCCAAAGGAUGCCCGCCAGAAGCUGCUCCACUGGUGGGAGCUUCACUAUACAUGGCCGUAUCCAUCUGAAGCCGAGAAGGUGGCCUUGGCAGAAUCUACAGGUCUUGAUCAGAAGCAAAUCAACAACUGGUUUAUAAACCAAAGGAAGAGGCAUUGGAAACCAUCAGCGGACAUGCAAUUUGCUUUGAUGGAUGGCUUCCAUCCUCAGAAUGCUGCUGCUGCGCUAUACACGCAAUGGCAAUCCAUGGGUGAUGGCACAUACCACCUUCAUCCAUGAUGUAUUAACCCAUAAGAAGUUUACGGUGGUGCCGAGGCACGACGUAAUUGCUUAAGAGAUUGUUGUCCUAAAAAUGCAAUGAUUGAUGUUAUUGGCAAUGUAAUGUAAGUAACGAUUUAAUAGUUGUCGUAUAUUCACCAAAAGUUUUUGUUGUGAUUCUAUGGAUUUUUAUACUGUGGGUUUGAGGUGUAGGUAUGUAAUGUAAAGAAGAGUACUUUACUGAAUAAUAAUAGUAAGCUGCAUAAGGUUA